GGAAGGCCAGGGGGAGGCUCCUGGCACCUGGGGGGCAGGAAUCCCAGGCAUGUGGCCCUGAGCCUGUGUUUCCAGAGGCUGGGCCUCCUCCCCGCGGCUGGGAGGCUGGGAGGACCCCAAUCCAGACGUGGGACCCUGGGGUGGCCUGAUGGGCAUCUGAGGGUCCAGUGGCUGCUCUCCCUCAGCCCUGGCUCUGGCGGUGGAGCCAGGCACGGGCCUGCCCCACACCAGAGCCCACCCAGCCCCCUCCCUGUGAUGGGCUGGACCGCUGGGAGGGUGGAGGGAAAGGUGGCGGGAGCGUUUACAGGUCUUUCCAGCUGGCAGCCUGACUAACCAGCUCCUCCAGGCUGGGGGUGGGGUGCAGCCCCAGGCGCAGACCAGCCCCUGACCUCUGGGGUACAGGCUGGUGGCAUGGGGCUCCUCCGGAGGCAGCCUCCCCUGGGGCCGGUGCCGCUCCUCAUCCUCCUCUCGGUGCUGAGCUGUCUUGGGCCCAGCCUGAGCCUGGAUCUGAUCCCCUACACGCCGCGGGUAACAGCCUGGGACCUGGAAGGGAAGGUCACGGCCACGACCUUCUCCCUGGAGCAGCCUCGCUGUGUCCUCGACGGACAUGCCAGUGCCGGAGACACCGUGUGGCUGGUGGUGGCCCUCAGCAAUGCCUCCAGAGGCUUCCAGAACCCACAGACCCUGGCCGAGAUCCCGGCCUCCCCACAGCUGCUGACUGACGGCUACUACAUGACGCUGCCCCUGUCCCUGGACCAGCUGCCCUGUGAGGACCCCGCUGGGGACAGUGGAGGUGUCCCUCUGCUGCGGGUGGGCAAUGACCAUGGCUGCCACCAGCCGCUCUACUGCAACACCCCCCUCCCCAGCCCUGGACCUUACCGCGUGAAGUUCCUCGUGAUGGACAUCAGGGGCUCACCCAAGGCCCAGACCAGGUGGUCGGACCACAUCACUCUCCACCAAGGGAAGGCCCCAGGCUCCAUCGACACGUGGCCAGGACGGCGAAGUGGCGGCAUGAUCGUCAUCACCUCCGUCCUCUCUUCUCUGGCCGGCCUCCUGCUCUUGGCCUUCCUGGCAGCCUCCACUGUGCGCUUCUCCAGCCUGUGGUGGCCCGAGGAGGCCCCCGAGCAGCUGCGGAUCGGCUCCUUCAUGGGGAAGCGCUACAUGACGCACCACAUCCCGCCCAGCGAGGCUGCUACCCUGCCCGUGGGCUGCGAGCCUGGCCUGGACCCCCUCCCCAGCCUCAGCCCCUAGCCUGGCCCGGGACACAGCACUCAUUCCCUGCCCUGCGCCCAUGUCCCCCAGCCCUGUGCCUCUCCCCCCAGCACAGCCCUGUCCUGCCUGGACCCGCCCCAACCCCCUCUUAGCAGCCCUGCUUCGGCCUGGCCGUUUCUCUCCCUCUCCAGCACCUGUAAGUUGCAUUCGGGAGAGUUCUGGGGAGGGCCGUCCCCACCUCUGCUCUGCCUGACCUCCUGCGAGCAAGGCUGGAGCAGUGGACGGAAGCUUCCAGACCCCAGGAGGAGGCCUACCCAGGACGUGGUCUGCCCAGUGCAGGGGGCUGGCUCAUCAUGAGACAUAUGAGGCCUGAGCCACCCUCUGUCCCUCUGUCCCCAUCAGUGGCUGAGGCCGGAGUGAGGUCUUCAGAGGCACCUCCUCUGUCCCUGGCACAGCCCCUCACGAGGGGGACCCGCCUGCCAGAAGGUCAGACAGUGCUACCGAUUCUGGCCACCACUUCCAACCCCCUCGUGUACACGGGUGGCUCACGCGCUUAUCCACUCACUUCACAAGCAUUGAUUGAGCACCUGCUGUAUGCCACACAGUGUUAGCCAUGGGGCUUCAAGCAUAGCCAGUCCUGACCUUGGGUGGCUCACCACUCUGGACCUCAGAUGACCACACGUCCAGAUGUGACCUGUUACUGUUGGGGGGCUGUCGCACCCUGGACUGUCAGCCCAAUGCGUUCGCUGGGGCCAAGCGUCCGUCUGUCCGCAAGGCCGGGGGUUCCCACCAUCGCCACACGGGGGCGCCGGGGCGCCGCAGUCAGGCCGCCGCACGGCCCGCGAGCAUGCGCACUGCUAUUCCUGGCCCUUCCCUCCCGGGGCUACCUGGAGUCCGGAGCCGGCGCCGCUGCGCGGGGUCUGCGGAAGACAAGAGUCCAGGCCACCUUCUGCCGAGCCAGAGAGGGGUGAGCAGUCACGCUCCCGCCUGAAAGCCAACUGUGUACCGUCUGAUCCAUACAGCCACAGCGAUUUUGUAGGUGGAGAAACUGAGGCUCGGCGACUUGCCCACCGCACCCCGUGCCCCUCUGGGCCGCCCUCCCAGGUCCUCUGGUCUGACCACACCCCGGUGGGGGCCCUUGGGCUGCAGCCCCGUUUGGAGGUGAAUAAAGGUGGUCUGGCUCCUC
Messenger RNA from Lemur catta (Ring-tailed lemur), 2398 nucleotides. It is a transcript of the gene UPK3B, whose product is annotated as uroplakin 3B. The coding region runs from base 412 to 1251 and encodes 279 amino acids. The record is from RefSeq and is a predicted model, not a curated record. NCBI's taxonomy places the organism in Eukaryota, Metazoa, Chordata, Mammalia, Primates, Lemuridae. The transcript is spliced from 6 exons.